Mizuhopecten yessoensis (Yesso scallop) is the source of this 1052-nucleotide messenger RNA. Its product is annotated as protein piccolo-like. The coding region runs from base 1 to 864 and encodes 287 amino acids. The record is from RefSeq and is a predicted model, not a curated record. Lineage: Eukaryota; Metazoa; Mollusca; Bivalvia; Pectinida; Pectinidae. The transcript has 3 exons.
AUGGGGAAAUACGCCAGCAAUUCAGAACUUCCAAACACAACCAAAAGGGGCGGUUGUUUUGUAACAACCACCACGGGGUUUAUCCUGACCCUGCUAGCGGCAUGCCUGGCCGUGGGGGUCGGGCUGAUCGUACAUUUUUCGGGCGCUGCCCGCCAAUUCGAGUGUAACUGUAACUGGGGGUCGGGGAACCCAAGCAGUGAUGCGGUCGUAGGGGGUGGGGAUAAGUCUACUCCGACUCCAACCGACCCAUCCGUACAAAAGUAUAAUCUCCGUCACCUUCAACCGUCAGGUAUUAUCUCUGUCACCGUCCAACCGUCAGGUAUUAUCUCUGUCACCGUCCAACCGUCAGGUAUUAUCUUUGUCACCGUCCAACCGCCAGGUAUUAUCUCUGUCACCGUCCAACCGUCAGGUAUUAUCCUUGUCAACGUCCAACCGUCAGGUGUAAUCUCUGUCACCGUCCAACCGUCAAAAUUAUCUUUGUCACCGCCUAACCGUCAGGUAUUAUCUCUGUCACCGUCCAACCGUCAGGUAUUAUCUCUGUCACCGUCCAACCGUCAGGUAUUAUCUCUGUCACCGUCCAACCGCCAGGUAUUAUCUCUGUCACCGUUCAACCGUCAGGUAUUAUAUCUGUCACCGUCCAACUGUCAGGUAUUAUAUCUGUCACCGUCAAACCGUCAGGUAUUAUCUCUGUCACCGUCCAACCGUCAGGUAUUAUCUCUGUCACCGCCUUACCGUCAGGUAUUAUCUUUGUCACCGCAUUACCGUCAGGUAUUAUCUUUGUCAUCGUCCAACCGUCAGGUAUCAUCUCUGUCACCGCCUAACCGUGAGGUAUUAUCUUUGUCACCGUCCAACCGUCAGGUAUAAUCUUUGUCACCGUCCAACCGUCAAAUAUUAUCUCUGUCACCGCCCAACCGUCAGGUAUUAUCUUUGUCACCGUCCAACCGUCAGGAAUUAUAUCUGUCACCGUCCAACCGUCAGGUAUUAUCUCUGUCACCGUCCAACCGUCAGGUAUUAUCUCUGUCACCGUUCAACCGUCAGGUAUUAUCUCUGUC